AUGCCGGCGCCGGCGAAGACAGACUCCAACGAGUCGACCGCCGCCCUUCUUCAGACCGAAUCGGUGCCGGUUCUCAUCGGCGGCGAGGAGGCGAUCAAUGUGGACGAGAUGCUUACUAGAUUUGCAGGCGAGUUUGGGCCGUGGCAGCUCCGGCAGUUCCUACUUACUAGCCUUGCAUGGAUCCUCUGCGCUUUCCAGGUCAUGGCCGUGGUCUUUGCAGACCAAGCCCCUGCAGGGCCCGGGGCAUGUCCUGUCGGGAGUCAGUUGGGCCGGAAAUGGUGGUGGGCUCGGUCCACAGUGGAGGAGUGGCGGCUGGGCUGUGGAGACAGGUACAAGGUCGGGCUUCCCCAGUCGGCUUUCUUUGCUGGAUCCAUGGCAGCUAACUCACCGGCGGGUUGGCCCACUCACGCCUUUAGUGACACGCUUGGUGCAGGUGGUUCAGUGUCAGUGCGGCGUUCUCCGGCCAUCUCUCCGACUCCUUCCUCGGCCGCAAAAGAGUCCUCACUCUCAACUGCUUCCUCAUGGCAGUCUUCAGCCUCCUCACCGCCUUCUCCCCUUCUUUCUCAACCUACGCCUUCUUCCGGCCUCACCCCCGGCGGCGUCGGACUCUCCGCCUUCGUCCUGUCCACCGAGCCCGUCGGCCCCUCCUUCCGCGCCGCCGCCGCCAUGUCCAAUUUCCACUUCUUCUCCAUCGGCUCCAUCUCCCUCUCCGUCACCUCCCUCCUCCUCCCUUCAUGGCGCCUCCUCUACAUCUCCACCUCUAUCCCCUGCAUCCUCUUCCUCCUCCUCGCCCUCCCUUUCAUCUCCGAAUCCCCCCGCUGGCAUCUCGUCCGCCGGAACCUCCCCGCCGCCAUCCAAAUCAUGCGCGCCAUCGCAAAAACCAACGGCUACUUCAUUCCCGACCGGACAUCGCUCUCACAAACCGCCGACCCGACCCGAACCGUCCGAUCCGCUUCCAUCAUCGACGUCAUGCGCUCCAAAGUGACCCGCCCGCGCCUCAUCCUCGGCCUCCUGAUAAACUUCCUGAUUUCCGUCUCCUACUACGGCCUCACCCUCAAUGUCGCGAAUUUGGGGCCCGAAAUCCACCUCAGCGCCAUCCUCAACGCGGUGGCUGAAAUUCCGGCCUACGCGCUGACGGCAGUGGCUCUGAGAUGGCAUGGAAGGCGGCCGAUGGCCGUGACAUCCAUGUGGCUCUGCGGAUUUCUCUGCUUCGCGGCGGAAGCUUUUGUAAAUGCGGCAAGAACCGGGUGCGCGGCGGUGGGGAUAUUUGCGGUUGCGGCAACGUAUAAUCUGAUGUAUGUAUGUAUGGCGGAGCUAUUUCCGACAGAGGUGAGGAACGCGGCGUUGGGUUGCGUGUCGUUUGCGGGGCAGAUGGGGGCCGUGGCGGCUCCGGUGGUGGUGGCGGCGGCGGGGGGAAGAUGGGGGUUUGGGGUGUUUGGGGCGUGUGCGGUGGUGGCGGGGGGGGUGGGGUUGGGGGAUUGA
Molecule: messenger RNA, 1482 nt
Organism: Phalaenopsis equestris
Lineage: Eukaryota; Viridiplantae; Streptophyta; Magnoliopsida; Asparagales; Orchidaceae
Product: organic cation/carnitine transporter 4-like
Exons: 3
Coding region: 1-1482 (493 amino acids)
Biological process (GO): transmembrane transport
Cellular component (GO): membrane
Molecular function (GO): transmembrane transporter activity
Source: RefSeq, a predicted model, not a curated record